Nannizzia gypsea CBS 118893 is the source of this 834-nucleotide messenger RNA. RefSeq lists its product as hypothetical. Lineage: Eukaryota; Fungi; Ascomycota; Eurotiomycetes; Onygenales; Arthrodermataceae. The transcript has 2 exons. Gene Ontology annotation, molecular function: S-adenosylmethionine-dependent methyltransferase activity. The record is from RefSeq and is a predicted model, not a curated record. Bases 1 to 834 code for a protein of 277 amino acids.
AUGUCGAAUUUGAAUCUCGGGUUAAAUGAACGAUUUGUCAAUCUGAAGGACAAGCGCCCUGUUGAUGUAUGGGAGGAACUAUGGCAGGAAGAAAAGACCCCUUGGGAUAGAGGGGUACACAAUCCAGCUUUGGAAGACACCCUGGAACAAAAGUCCGACAUUUUAGGAAAUGCUAUUAUAAAGACCGAAACCGGAGAGAAACAGCGCAAGAAGGCUCUUGUGCCUGGGUGUGGCAGGGGCGUGGAUUGCUUUCUACUUGCAUCUUUUGGAUAUGACGCCUAUGGCCUGGAAUACAGCACCACGGCCUUGGAGGAGUGCCAGAAGGAGGCAGCUAAGUAUGGAGAUUCGGUGAAGCCUAGGGAUGAAGAAGUCGGAAGCGGGAAAGUCGUGUUCUUGCAGGGAGAUUUCUUCAAAGACGAUUGGCUAAAGAAAGCUGGGUUGGAGGAAGGCGGUUUUGAUCUGAUUUAUGAUUAUACUUUUUUCUGCGCUCUCAACCCUAUUUUGCGUCCAGAAUGGGCUCUUCGACACUCGCAGCUACUUGCACAAUCCCCGCGAGGUCAUCUAAUUUGUCUUGAGUUUCCAACAAUGAAGGAUCCCACUCUUGGGGGGCCACCGUUUGCCUCUACCCCCGAAGCGUAUCUCGAACACCUGAGUAAUCCCGGUGAAGAAAUUCCAUAUGAUGAUAAGGGCAAUGUUCAGGUCGGCUUGGCCAACAAAGCAGGAGGUAAUGGGUUGAUUCGUAUAGCACAUUGGCAUCCAGAACGCACUCAUGAAAUUGGGAAAGAUUCAGACGGUACCGUAAGAGAUUGGGUCGCUAUCUGGCGCCACAAGUGA